CCGGAUUUGACCUGUUAGUGCUACUGGCAAGAACACGUAGCUAGCUAACAAAGCUCGAAAUGCAACAUCUCAAGGAAAAAGGUCCAUUUCCUCCCCCAGCGUCUCUGCGUCUUUUGGUUCCUCCGCUGCGGCUGGUGUCUGCAGCUCUAUGGCAGGUUGUUCAGCGGAGAGACGUCAUGGACUACGGCUUGGUGCAGGAGUUUGUCGUCACCGUGUUGGACGUAGUCCCAGAUCUGAUGAGUUACAGGGAGAAAGUCCAACUCAUCAUGGGUCUGAGAGCACAGCUGGUCCUGAAGUUGUUGUUCUCAGAACACCUCGCCGACUCUGACACCAUCCAGUCACACCUGAAUAGGAUGAAAACCUGUAGCAUCACUCAUAGGGACAACCAGAUUUGUGAUCCUGAGGUGGAGGCAUCAGAAUCCAACUUCCUGGAGCUGAUUAAAACGCUGCUGGAAGACCCAGUCGAGAGAGAACGCUUCUUUCAGAACGUUUUUCCAGAGGAAUUCGGCGCCAAGUAUCACUCCGCACUGCAGACGCUGCUGUGGGAGUUCCUCUCCAGACUGGAGAAGCUGCUUCCAACACCGACCCUUCACCAGACUGCAUCUUGGUUUCUACCUGACCCCUCUGUCCUGGAGGAGUGUGGGCAGUCUGUGCGUCACCCUCAACCUUUGAGGACCCUUCUCCAGUACCAUACCAACCUUUCUCCAGACCCACAUGUUGAGGCCAAUGACAACCACAUCCUGUCUCCAUCUCCCCGAGAGUCAUCCACUGACCAAGCUGACCCAGAGAUCCAAUCAGAACCCAUACAUACAUUUAUGACCAUUCAAAGCCCUGCAUCAUAUUGCUGUGAGUCAGAAAUGACACCUUCGCUGGAUUACAGGGAGAGUCAACGAGGGAUAGAUUUAGACCGCACUGCAAAUGUCGACAUUUUGCCUUCGAAUGAAGAGGUGGAGUGUGUCAACAAGGAAAGUCUUGACAAAGAGAGAGAAAUGGAUCAAGCUUUUCUUCACCUUCGUGCUGACAGUGGGCCGAAAAUCCAACCAGGAGCUCACCGCUUCGAAAAGGAGGCGCAGGACGUUUCUAAUUUGUCUACGUCCUGUCGGCUCCGUCAGCCCACGGUGCUGCUGCACAGACUUCACAUUACUGAUACGCCGUCACCCAUGUCAGAGGUCAAUCCAACGCCGAGCAGAGAGACGCUUCAGAUUGACAAUGUGGAAACCCAAGGACGGAGAGGAGACCGGGUCAUAUCACAAAAGAGCGAGAGGAAUGUCGAAGUAGAGCCCUCAGAUAGCCCACCUCAGUAUUCUCUGAUCCCUGGCCCAUGCCGUACUAAGGGGCAGCCUAAAAGAAGCAAGCGUGUCAAAAUAUGCUCCUUGUGUGGGAAAACUUUCAGGGAAGCAAAGGAUUUGACAGCACACAUAACAUCUCACACUGAGCAGAGGCCUCACCAGUACACCCUGUGUAGUAGACGAGACGUUGAACACCAUGAGGACUUGCAGAAGCGUCGUCAGAGUGUGUGUGAGGCGGCAGCUCAACCAGAAGAGGAUAACAUGUCAUCGACGGAGGAGACAGAGAUAUCUCAGCCCCACGACACACUACCUCAGAGAAGGCACAUGACAACCCAACACGGUAAACCAAGACAGUCUUCCAAAGUCACCAAAUGCUCCGUGCGUAACGAGACCUUCAGUAAGGCAUUGCACGUGAGAUACACACAUGGGAAGCUCCUGUGCCUCAACUGUGGGGAUGUUUUUGAGAACUCCACUUUGAGGAAACACAAAAAAGUGUGUUUGAAGACAAAGAAACGUCUCUCUUGCUCUCUGUGCGGAGACACCUUUGAUCUCUCUGAGCCAAACGAGCGUGAGGACGUGAACCCACAGCAACUUCCGAGGGAGGCUCUUCCAGAGGCCGGCGCUGUUUUGGCAGCAGUAGAAAAUUCGACAGAGAUACCUCAACCCUCAAACACAACACCCCAAAACCCAACCACCUCCAAUGCUCUGCCCUUUCAGCUAGCUAAUCAUUACACAAAAUGCCUUUUAUGUAAAGAAGCUUUUGAUAACGGAGAAGACCUGAGAAGACAUCUGAGAUUUGAACAUGGUGUACUUCCCUACCUGUGUUUUAAAUGUGGGGAGGGUUUCCAAAGCGCCUCUGAUCGGAAGAAACACUCAGACCAGUGUUCCGGUCAAAACAUUCCAGAGUCCAGGAAGUGUCCCGGUUGCAGGACGAGGACUUCACACUAUAGACAACAGCAGCAGCAGCAGCAGGAAAUGACAAGUCAGGAAGUGAACCUUAAAAGACUCCAGACAGCCUGGCCGCUACAUACAGGAGAAAACGAGAUGGAGAUCCCACAGUCCAGCAGCACAGACGUAGACUUCUCAAAUGACUCUCGGCAACACCGGCUAAACCAAUCCGUCGAUCAAUCAAAUGACUCUCGGCAACACCGGCUAAACCAAUCCGUCGAUCAAUCAAAUGACUCUCGGCAACACCGGCUAAACCAAUCCGUCGAUCAAUCAAAUGACUCUCGGCAACACCGGCUAAACCAAUCCGUCGAUCAAUCAAACUUAUUUGUGAGGUGCUUUUUCGAUCAGCGAACUGCUCUUACAGGAAGCCGGUCGAGACCCCGAAGAGAGAAGCGCUGUGACGAGACGGACUUUCAGACACAGCAAGACUUUAAUGAGGAAGUCAAUCCAAGCCAAACCCGAAGGGAGGUUGACCCAGCAGGUGGAGGCACAUCUCAGCCUUCAAGGGGGAACGGGAUAGAGACUCCCCAGCCCCACAGUACUGAAUCCCAGAACCCAACAACCUACGACGCUUCCCCCACUCUGCCCCCUGGUGUAAAUUUAGAUUCUAGAACAUGUCACGUGUGUUCCAAGAGUUUUCAAUCGGAAACAAUCCCUGAUUUUGCAUCUGAGACGUCACGGUGAGGGGGCCAUUAAGUGUCCCAUAUGUUCACGGUGCUUUGGUCGCAACAGGGAUUUAAAGUUUCACCUGGCCAACAAAUCCGGGUGUGGGCCAACGCGUCGUAAUCUUACCGCCGUAAUCGUUCCCACAAAAGACACGCCGGUCUUCACUUGCCCCGAAUGUCUGCAACAGUUCACCAGCGAAAAGAAACUGAAAUCCCACAUGGUAUGUCACACAGGAGAUGGGUUCUCCUGUAGCUUUUGUGGCAAAAUGUUUGCCGGACACAACCAAUUGAAGUUUCAUAUCCGUUGUCAUAGUUACAGGCCUUAUCUAUGUGAUACGUGUGGCAAGGAUUUCCCAUCUCAGAGUGCGUUGGAAUCGCACGAGCGUGUGCACACGGACGAGCGGGCGUACUCUUGCACAGAUUGUGGGAAAACGUUUAAGCGUAAGGGUACGCUGACACAACACCGACUGAUUCAUACGGGGGAGCGGCCAUUUGCGUGUGCUCUCUGUCGAGUACGUUUUACCACCAAUAAGCAUCUGAAACUGCACAUGAUGUGUCACACGGGGGAGAGGCCUUUUAAAUGUCCGGUUUGUGGGAGGGGCUUUAGACAGAAAGGCGAUUUGAGACAACAUCAAGCUUUGUGUUCCUAGUUGCCUUUGGGGCUCAAGAGGUUUAAGAUGAAGAGUUCUUAUGUUCUUAUUGUGUCUGUCAGUAUUCCGACAUUCUAAUUCCGUCUCACCCUGCGUUCAUAACAUCUGGUAAAUUUGUGAAUUCCAGCAAUCCGACUGUGUGAAGAAUCCACUUGAACGCCUCUCCAACUGGUAACUACUUGUGGGGAAACGUAUCUGUCAUCUCUGAGCUUCCGACUUCUGCCAUAUGCUGAACUCUGACGUCACAAAGGAAAUCACCUUUGAUAACAGCAGUUUUGGCGGUUAAAUGCAACAACAAAACAUUAUUUAUAAAAAAUUAAAAUAAAUAUUAUGUUUUUUUGAAAACAAGUUGUUCAGUUUGUGGUUGAAACAGUUUUGCCAUCCAGCCAAUCGGCGUUUUCUAAAUUGGUUCAAAGCAUGUGAAUGUACUCAACUCGUUGCGCCCAGUUUCCCGUUUGUCAUGAAGGCAGCAUAAAGCACGUCCAUGGGAAGUGCCGCAGGUGCAUUCCAUUACGGUUUGGAAUGGAGACUUCAAUUUACGAUUUUGACGAGGUUAUCAAUUAGUCUAUUCGACCAAUGGCAAUGGGGAUGUUUCGAAAUGCAAUAGACCUUAUACCACCCGUCGCAUAAAUAAGGCGAAUUAAGUACGACAGAAAUGGUUGAAUUUUUUGUCUUGCACAAUUGUCCAUGGCUGUCUUAUUGCAACGAUCCAGAACUUUCUGAGAGUUGAUUAAAUAUGGUCGGGUUAUCUGAUUGGAGGAAUCACUGAAGACUGAAACGCUGAUAACAUGCUGUUGUAACAGAUCUCUCAGUGGGCAGAUGUUCCAUUGGGUACGUCGUUGGGGAGGGAUGAUGCGCUGCCCAGUUUCAAGCACACGUGUUGAAGUCUGAAUACUGCGGCUCGUGCCAGUCAACUCAUAAUUCAGCCAACUCUGAAAAGAGCACGAGUCAUUUUGAUUUGUGAUCUACACUAACCAGAUGUAUUUUGUCAGGUAAAUUAGAUUCCUGUUGGGUGGUUCUUAUCAACAGACUAAAACCCUUCUACCUUUUCCACACAAAAAAAAACCUGCUUCUUUGAGUUAAUUUUGAAUUCUCCAGAUUGAAUGAGUUAAUUUUGAAUUCUCCAUAUUGAAUGAGUUCAUUUUGAAUUCUCCAUAUUGAAUGAGGUCAUUUUGAAUUCUCCAUAUUGAAGGAGUUCAUUUUGAAUUCUCCAUAUUGAAGGAGUUUAUUUUGAAUUCUCCAUAUUGAAGGAGUUUAUUUUGAAUUCUCCAUAUUGAAGGAGUUCAUUUUGAAUUCUCCAUAUUGAAUGAGGUCAUUUUGAAUUCUCCAUAUUGAAUGAGUUCAUUUUGAAUUCUCCAUAUUGAAUGAGUUCAUUUUGAAUUCUCCAUAUUGAAUGAGUUCAUUUUGAAUUCUCCAUA
Oncorhynchus masou masou (cherry salmon) is the source of this 4970-nucleotide messenger RNA. RefSeq names its product zinc finger protein 263-like. Gene Ontology annotation, molecular function: telomeric repeat DNA binding. Gene Ontology annotation, cellular component: shelterin complex. Gene Ontology annotation, biological process: telomere capping; regulation of telomere maintenance via telomere lengthening. The transcript is spliced from 7 exons. Lineage: Eukaryota; Metazoa; Chordata; Actinopteri; Salmoniformes; Salmonidae. The coding region runs from base 60 to 2921 and encodes 953 amino acids. The record is from RefSeq and is a predicted model, not a curated record.